Messenger RNA from Vollenhovia emeryi, 1817 nucleotides. RefSeq names its product sorting nexin-4-like. The record is from RefSeq and is a predicted model, not a curated record. The coding region runs from base 198 to 1463 and encodes 421 amino acids. NCBI's taxonomy places the organism in Eukaryota, Metazoa, Arthropoda, Insecta, Hymenoptera, Formicidae. Gene Ontology annotation, molecular function: phosphatidylinositol binding. Gene Ontology annotation, biological process: protein transport. The transcript has 10 exons.
UCUGGGACCGGUUCUCGGUCGGAUUGUGCGCAGCGUGUUACAGACUGCCUUACAGCCCUGCGACGCGGCAGUGUCGAUACGACCAGCGUUGGUAGCAGGUCUACGUCAGGCGACCCGAGCGUGAUGCGAGAGGUCGAACCGGAGUCCCGCUGGCUGGGCCCGUAGACAGCUGCAGGCAACGGCGAUACGAAGGAAUCAUGGAAGAGGUCUUUCAGAACGGCAAUUACCAGAGGGAGGCUAACGCCAACAUGACCGCGAUGGAGACGCGGAAGGAGGACUGCCUGCUCGACCACAUGGAGAUCUCAAUAGUGGAGGCCGAGAAGAGGGCGAAUAGAGCGCUUAAUUUAAGAGAAUUCUACACGGUAUACCUCAUUGAAACUAAAGUCACCGACUUGGAUUUCAAAAACGCGCUGACUAGGAUAAGCUCGCUAUGGCGGCGAUAUACCGAGUUCGAGUUGCUACGCGCUUACCUGGAGAUUUCGUAUCCCUACAUCGUGCUACCGCCGCUACCAGAGAAGAAGGUUCUCUACGCUUGGCAGAAAGUGACGACCGACACGUUCGAUCCCGACUUCGUCGACCGCAGAAGGGCUGGACUCGAGAACUUCCUUGUAAGGGUCGCGUCGCAUCCCAUACUUUCGCGCGACGAACAUUUCAUGGGGUUUCUUCAGCAGAAGGACGGUUGGAGAGAAAGUGUUAAGGAAACAGGGUAUCUGCAGAUCGCAGAAUCGAAGCUGAAAGCGCUUAGCGUAGCGGUACGAUUAAGAAAGCCAGACAAACGGUUCGAAACUAUAAAAAAUUAUGGAAUUGAACUGCAGAAUAACUUGUGCAAUCUCCUGCGAGUGCGUGCACGGCUCGUCGAAAAGCAGCACAGUCUAUAUAAGUUGCAUGCAAAUUAUGGGCGUGUCUUCAGCGAAUGGAGUGCCAUAGAGAAAGGAAUGGGUGACGAACUGCAGAAAUCGGGGCACUACUUGGACUCGUUAGCGGCGACGAUAGAUACUACGCUCGAGGAGGAAGAGCUCAUAGCGGAUCAGCUCAAGGAGUGGCUCUUUGGCGCAUCGGCGUUGCAGGCUGUGGUUAGACGCAGAGAAGCCCUGCAACUGGCUAAAGACGAAGCGCACGAUGCCUUGACUGCCACGUUCGAGCAGAAAGACAAGGUCAUGCAAGGUAAGGCCGGUUUGAUGUCGCGCUUAUUCGGCUCUGUAGACACCGAGGAGGUUCGCGAGUUGAAAAUCCUUCAGCUGGAACAGCGAAUUGCGCAGCACGAUGAAACUGUGAAGCAAGUGGACGAGGAUUUGAAGUCUUUCUCCAUUAAAGCCAUGAUGGACAUCGAGAGGUUCCAACAUCAAAAAGUCGUCGAUCUGAAAGAGACUUUGGCAGCUUAUUGUGUUCUGCAAUUUAAGCUAGCUAGGAAGGGUGUUCAAGCUUGGCAGCACAUCAAAGGUUGUCUCGAAAGUAUACCGUGAAAAAUUCACGACACUUCGCGAAACAGACUGUCACAGAACAAUAAUCGUCUUUACGUUUCUCAUACGAUAUACAUUCCUGUAUCUGUAAGUUCACUCAUGCCGUACGCUUAUCACAUCGAUGUACAUGAUUGUUACUAUUUAAAAUAUCAGACUAUAAGGGAUAUUAUAUGUAUGUAAUUCAUGUUGGAUAUAUAUAUACAUAUAUAUAUAUAAAUAUGUCGGAACACAUUUAAAUAUUUAUAUGUCUUUAGUACACCGCUUAUGCGCGAAAGAUCGUACUUAAUCGUGUAUGAAUUACGAUACACGAAUCGUAUAUGACUUGUAAAAUUUGCUAUAUGCAAAUGACGAUAGAUG